Messenger RNA from Emys orbicularis (European pond turtle), 3293 nucleotides. RefSeq names its product myosin IC (gene MYO1C). Lineage: Eukaryota; Metazoa; Chordata; Testudines; Emydidae. The record is from RefSeq and is a predicted model, not a curated record. The transcript has 31 exons. Gene Ontology annotation, biological process: actin filament organization; vesicle transport along actin filament. Gene Ontology annotation, cellular component: cytoplasm; vesicle; myosin complex. Gene Ontology annotation, molecular function: ATP binding; microfilament motor activity; actin filament binding. The coding region runs from base 25 to 3111 and encodes 1028 amino acids.
GGGAGUGACGGUAUCCGGUUGACAAUGGAGAGUGCUCUGACAGCCCGUGACCGUGUGGGGGUUCAGGAUUUCGUCCUGCUAGAGAACUUUACUAGCGAAGCAGCCUUUAUUGAAAACCUACGUAAACGAUUCAAGGAGAAUCUGAUCUAUACUUACAUUGGCUCAGUUCUGGUAUCAGUAAAUCCAUACAAGGAUCUGGAAAUCUACAGCAAACAACACAUGGAGCGAUACCGUGGCGUCAGUUUCUAUGAAGUCUCUCCUCACCUUUAUGCUAUUGCUGACAACUCAUACCGUUCCCUUCGCAUUGAGAGGAAGGAUCAGUGUAUCCUGAUAUCUGGGGAGAGCGGAGCUGGAAAAACUGAAGCCACCAAGAAAAUCCUGCAGUACUAUGCAGUGACAUGUCCAGCCAGUGACCAAGUUGAAACAGUGAAAGAUCGCCUCCUACAGUCCAAUCCGGUCUUAGAGGCAUUUGGAAAUGCAAAAACCCUUCGGAAUGAUAACUCCAGCCGAUUUGGGAAAUACAUGGAUGUGCAGUUUGAUUACAAGGGGGCACCUGUGGGGGGUCACAUCCUGAACUACCUACUGGAGAAAUCUCGGGUUGUCCAUCAGAAUCAUGGAGAGAGGAACUUUCACAUCUUCUACCAGCUGUUAGAGGGAGGGGAAGAUGACCUACUGCGGCGUCUGGGCCUUGAGAAGAACCCCCAACAGUACCAUUAUCUAGUGAAGGGUCAGUGUGCAAGGGUCAGUUCCAUCAGUGAUAAAAACGACUGGAAGGUUGUGCGAAGGGCCCUGUCAGUCAUUAACUUCAACGACAAUGAGGUAGAGGAUUUGCUGAGCAUUGUAGCUAGUGUGUUGCACCUGGGGAAUGUGCAGUUUGCUGCCGAUGAACAGGGCAAUGCUCAGGUGACCACAGAGAACCAGAUUAAAUAUCUGGCCAGGCUCCUGGGGGUUGAGGGCUCUGUGCUCCGGGAAGCACUGAUCCACAAGACGAUCAUAGCAAAAGGGGAAGAGUUGGUCAGUCCUCUGAAUCUGGAGCAGGCAGCCUAUGCACGGGAUGCUCUAGCCAAGGCAGUAUAUGGGCGCACCUUCUCCUGGCUAGUGAAUAAGAUUAACAAGUCUCUUGCCUACAAGGAGGCAGAAUGCCCAGGCUGGAGGAGUGCAACAGUUCUAGGGCUGCUUGACAUUUAUGGAUUUGAGGUUUUCCAGCACAAUAGCUUUGAGCAGUUUUGUAUUAAUUAUUGUAAUGAAAAACUGCAGCAGCUUUUCAUAGAACUCACACUAAAAUCAGAACAAGAGGAGUAUGAGUCAGAAGGCAUAGCGUGGGAACCUGUCCAGUAUUUCAAUAACAAAAUCAUUUGUGAUCUGGUGGAAGAGAAAUUCAAAGGCAUAAUUUCUAUUUUGGAUGAGGAGUGUCUGAGACCUGGGGAUGCCACAGACAUGACAUUUUUGGAGAAGCUGGAGGAAACGGUGAAGAAUCAUCCUCAUUUUCUCACACAUAAGCUGGCUGACCAGAAGACUCGGAAGUCUCUAGGGCGAGAAGAGUUCCGUCUCUUGCACUAUGCUGGCGAGGUCACCUACAGUGUCACAGGUUUUCUGGAUAAAAAUAAUGACCUUCUAUUUCGGAACCUGAAGGAGACCAUGUGCAACUCGGAGAAUCCCAUCAUAAAUCAUUGUUUUGAGAGGACUGAGUUGACGGAUAAAAAGAGACCUGAAACGGCAGCAACUCAGUUUAAGAACAGUCUGUCCAAACUAAUGGAAAUUCUGAUGUCCAAGGAGCCAUCAUACAUUCGCUGCAUUAAACCUAAUGAUGCUAAACAAGCUGGUCGGUUUGAUGAAGUUCUAAUCCGACAUCAAGUGAAGUACUUAGGACUGAUGGAGAACCUGAGAGUGCGCAGAGCUGGUUUUGCUUAUCGCCGGAAAUAUGAAAUAUUCCUGCAGAGGUACAAAUCACUCUGUUCAGAAACGUGGCCCACGUGGGAAGGGAGGCCCCAUGAUGGAGUGGCUGUGCUUGUGAAACAUCUAGGCUACAAACAGGAAGAGUAUAAGAUGGGCCGAACAAAGAUUUUUAUUCGUUUUCCCAAGACUUUGUUUGCAACAGAAGAUGCUUUGGAGAUACGGAAGCAGAGUCUGGCCACAAAAAUCCAGGCCACAUGGAGAGGCUUCUAUUGGCGACAGAAAUUCCUGCACAUGAAACAUUCAGCAAUAACUAUCCAGUCAUGGUGGCGUGGAACCCAGGGGCGCCGAAAAGCCACCAAGAAAAAGUGGGCAGUGGAGACAAUUAGACGGUUUAUUAAAGGUUUUAUUUACCGGAACUACCCUCGCUGCUCAGAGAAUGAAUACUUCCUAGAUUACAUUCGCUACUCCUUCUUGAUGAACCUCAAACGCAAUUUACCAAAGAAUGUUUUGGACAAAUCAUGGCCAACUCCCCCUCCAUCACUCUGCGAGGUAUCUCAGCUCUUGAGACAGCUGUGUAUGCAUAACAUGGUGUGGAGCUACUGCAAGAGAAUCAGCCCAGAAUGGAAACAGCAGUUAGAUCAGAAAGUGGUUGCAAGUGAGAUGUUUAAGGGUAAAAAAGACAAUUAUCCUCAGAGUGUUCCCAGACUCUUCAUCAACACUCGACUUGGCACCGAAGAGAUAAACCCUAAAGUCCUUCAGGUUUUAGAAAAUGAAACAAUCAAGUAUGCAGUUCCUGUGGUUAAGUAUGACCGGAAAGGAUACAAGGCAAGAGUGCGGCAGCUACUUCUCACUCAGAAUGCCAUCUUCAUAGUUGAAGAAGCCAAAAUCAAACAACGAAUUGAUUAUGCCAAUCUGACAGGAAUCUCAGUCAGCAGCUUGAGUGACAGUUUGUUUGUGCUCCAUGUGAGCUGUGAGGAUAACAAACAGAAGGGAGAUGUUAUUCUACAAAGUGAUCAUGUCAUUGAGACACUAACCAAAACUGCCAUGAGUGCCGACAAAAUCAAUAAUGUCAACAUCAGUCAAGGCAGCAUAAAAUUUACAAUUGGGCAAGGCAAAGAAGGAAUAAUUGACUUUACUUCAGGAUCUGAACUGCUCAUAGCCAAAGCCAAAAAUGGCCACCUUGCUGUGGUUGCUCCUCGUUUGAAUUCUCGAUGAUAAAAUUUGUCAGCAGGAAAGGAUCUGUUCCUCCAAUCUGGAUUGCCUUUUAUUCCAGUGGUUGGACGUACUUCCCUGCAGUUUUUUUGUUGUUAUUUUUUGCUGCUUGCUCAUUUCCUUAGUAGUUACCAAAGAACUGCACUUCCAUAAAACAAAGUGAAAACAAGAGAAUGUAAUCUGAA